Ipomoea triloba (trilobed morning glory) is the source of this 1531-nucleotide messenger RNA. RefSeq lists its product as uncharacterized. NCBI's taxonomy places the organism in Eukaryota, Viridiplantae, Streptophyta, Magnoliopsida, Solanales, Convolvulaceae. Bases 138 to 1172 code for a protein of 344 amino acids. The record is from RefSeq and is a predicted model, not a curated record. The transcript has 6 exons.
UUAGCAAUUUGCUAAUAACCUUAACCAGAGGUUACGUAGGAGAGGGACGAAAGCAAUUCCCAAACCGGAUACUCCAUAAACGCUCUAAUAAAAUCUGUGCAUUUGUCUCUUCUUCCACCGCUCCGAAAACCGCUCCCAUGGCGGCGCCGCCGCCUACUCUGCAACUCUCCUUCUCUCUCCUCGCCGCCUCCGUUUCUUCUCCUUCUAACUUCCUCUCGCGAUUCGGCUGCCUCGUCCUUCACAUUAUCCGCAAUCGAAAUCACCAUCUCCACCUCAUGCUCGCUCUUCUGCUUCUCUUCACAUUCACUCUCUCCUUUCUCGCCUUCUCCCUCUACUCCAAGGCCCGGAGAGCUCCGGUUCAUCGCGAACAGGCCGAUGUGGACAAGGUUCCGGAGCUUGAGGAGAUAGAGGACGAGCGCGGGCCUGACCCGACCCGGAUGUCGCAUUCGUUCCUUCUGGAGAUCUUGCCGUCCAGCUCGCCGAAAUGGGAGAAGUUUAGUGACGGAGAGGGGAGUGGAGCGGAGAAGAACGGCGCGGGUUCAGUUGCGAGGAGGGAGGCGGUGAAGGAGAAGAGGAAGAAGAAGAAACGGGCUAGGAAGAAGCGACCCGAUUCGAAUGGGGAGGAGGAUGGGGUAGAGAAGGAGAAGGAAGAAUUGGUAUGUCUGUACCCGUUUACGACGUCGUCCAGUGCGACUCAGAGGAGGAUUAAGCAACACUACGAUGAGCUUGUCAGGUGCCAUGGAUCCAAAGCCUCCAGUACCUUAAAGUUAGCUCAGGUUGAACAAUUUGUUAAUUGCUUGAUUGAGACGAGGAAUGAGCUACAACACAAGUCUGAGGUUAUCCAAAGAAGGUUCACAAUAACAAAGGCCUUAUUGUACCGGGCUGAUAGGUCUUCAUUGGAUCGCCUAAGACAACAGAUAUACAAGCUAGAGUUAGAACAAAAGAGACUGGAAGAGGAUGCUUUUGUAUAUAAUUGGCUCCAACAGCAGCUUAAACUCUCUCCAGCAUACAAGAAGAUGAUUGAGUUUGGUGCUCACAUGGAAACACAACCAAAGUCUGAUGAAGAUGAAGAAUUUGCUGACAUUUCUUUCGAAGAACUACUAGCACAAGAGAAGAAGGAUGCUUUUUGGCAGCGGAUUGGGAAUGGGAAAUCGAAACCAUGCUCUGGCUGAUAGCGGGAGUUUUUUUUUGGUUUUUUUGCGGAGGUAUUUCAUGAAUCCACUGAUGACAGCAGCAGCUGCUUGUACAUCUGACACUCAGAAAUCAGAAUCAUGCAUGCUCCAACAGCAGGAUUUUUUGAGUUGCCUGUGAUGCUUAGCUUGAUUUUGGAUCUAAAUAUCCAAUAACAGUACAUCCUUAUAUUCUUCACAGUUUUAUUGGUAGUUACUAGUUAGGCAGGCUCUUUCCACCAAAGCUAAUUUGCCCUAGGUGUGGCAAACCAUGUGUAAUAUACUAUCAAGCUGUAUUCUGGUGGUUUUUGGCUUUGCUAACAACCUUUCUCUCAUUAUGGUUAUGGAUCCCUUCUUUUCCA